UAUGCGAUUCGUCGGUGUAACAAUCUUACUGCUCUGGUCUUUGCAUUUUUCACUCGUAGAUAUGAGCUACAGCCCCGUACGCAGCAGGGUAUGCAGAAGAACGCGAGGUCGAUACAUGUGUAGACAGGAAAACACUUGGGGUUACAAUGAAUUGACACGCACUUGCUAUAGGGUGCCCCAAUAUAAGCAGCCUUGCGGUUUCUUUGAUGGCCUUAAAGGGUGCCAGGACUUCUGUAAUCUACAAAAACUUCCUUAAACAUUUAUUAAGUUAGCUAUAGAUGGAUGUCCCCAUUAGUGCUGCCACAAACUUCGAUUUAAUUCCGUUUUUUUUUAAUGAGUAAUGAUUUAGUUUUCAAAAUAAUAUAGCGAAAAAACUGUAAACUGCA
Messenger RNA from Drosophila willistoni, 386 nucleotides. RefSeq lists its product as uncharacterized. The coding region runs from base 2 to 256 and encodes 84 amino acids. The record is from RefSeq and is a predicted model, not a curated record. NCBI's taxonomy places the organism in Eukaryota, Metazoa, Arthropoda, Insecta, Diptera, Drosophilidae. The transcript has 2 exons.